This is a messenger RNA of Nicotiana attenuata, 867 nucleotides long. RefSeq names its product paired amphipathic helix protein Sin3-like 2. Gene Ontology annotation, cellular component: chromatin; histone deacetylase complex. The transcript has 5 exons. Gene Ontology annotation, molecular function: transcription corepressor activity. The coding region runs from base 162 to 755 and encodes 197 amino acids. Gene Ontology annotation, biological process: negative regulation of transcription by RNA polymerase II. The record is from RefSeq and is a predicted model, not a curated record. NCBI's taxonomy places the organism in Eukaryota, Viridiplantae, Streptophyta, Magnoliopsida, Solanales, Solanaceae.
ACUACGUUUUCCUGUAAAUUCUUUUUUAGGGUAAAGGCGAGAAACUUUAGCAGCAGAAUCACUAUUUGUUUGGUUCUGUCAUAUUAAGGGUUUUGCCAAUUCUGACUGAUCUAUUUGAAGCUUUUACUUUUAGCCCAAACUUAAUCAAUGGUUUAUAAUGGAUGAGAACGAGACUCAACCCUAUCAACAAUAGUAUUGAUGGUCAAUCACAAGUUCCUGCAAGUGGUUUAGGCGGAGGAGGAGGUGGCAGCGGCGGCGCAGGCAGAGGUAGAGCUGCGGCGGCUAGUAAUUGUGCACAAAAGGUGUCAAUUAAUGAUGCACUGUCUUAUAUAAAGGAAGUUAAGGACACAUUUCAAGAUGAAAGGGAGAAGUAUGACAUGUUCAUUGCUGUUACGAAUGACUAUAAGAAUCAAAGAAUUGAUACUUGUGGUGUGAUAGCAAGAGUGAAAGACUUGUUUAAAGGGCAUCCUGAUUUGAUCCUUCGAUUCAACAAUUUCUUGCCCAACGGCUAUGAAAUAAACCUCACUCAAGCAAAUGAGGCUCCUCCAAAUAGAAGCAUUACGUUUGAAGAAGCUCUCCGCCUUGUGGAGAAAAUAAAGAAACGUUUCCAAAAUAAUAAACAUGAUUACCAAUCCUUCCUAGACAUCUUGAAGAGGUACGAGGAGGAGCACACGAGCAUAAACGAUGUGUACGAUGAGGUUGCCACACUUUUCAUUGACCAUUCAGAUUUGCUUGAUGAGUUCAAGGCGGCUUAAUACUUUGGGGGCCUAAAGUCGAACAUUAUUUAGAGGUCUUACGUCUUUUCUUAUAUUUAAAAAUCAUAUAUAUUUUUAUGUAAAAUUUACUUUUUGUUAAUUUGUUUGAGAU